AUGGAGCAACGUCUAAGGCUACUGAGCAAAACGCAGCCACCAUCCGCAAUGCCAACAAAAAUACGACGGAUCCGUCGCCUUUGUGUUAAUAUUGAGGACAACGGCUGCCGUCCUUGCCGUUGCUUGAAGUCAAUGAAUUCGCCAUAUUAUCGGGACGAAAGCGUGUACUACAAUCCUUGGGAUUACGACAAAAGCAACCAAAUGCAGCAGCACAUGAACUCGGCAGUCUAUGCCUAUGCUGUGCACAAUCUCUGCUCGCCUAAUGCGGCAGCCGGUCCGAGCUCCGGCUCGAAUUAUGGCGGCACACGCCAGCCGGCCGGGGUAACCGUAUGCAACAAUUCCAGCCAGGAGGAGACCAUUGCGGAGCUCAAAUUUAUGCUGGACACGCUGGAGCAUCAGCAGCAUAUGACGGACAUGGGCGCCUUCUACAGCUCCGCUGCCCAGUCAACGAAUAGCUUGAGAAGCCAGCCCAGCUUUCACCCAUGCGUGCACCCAUUCUUCCACCCAAACUUUCAGCCAAGCCAGGAGCCAAGCCUGCAGCCAAGCAGCUGCUCGACAAACGCCUCACAGAAUUCCGAGGGCAGCGCACAACAUACUGUCCUGGAUUACACCCAGCAUUUGGGCGAGUCGUUUGCGGAAGAAGGAAAAGCGGAAGGAAAAGCGGAAGAAAAGGGGGCUACCGAGGAUGUGCCUCCGCAAAGCGAUCGAGAUAUGCAAAUAAAAACGCUCACGGAUCUGAUGCGCCAGACAAUGCGCAAGCUGGACAGCUACAUGGCGCUGCAAUCCGUGCAGCAGCAGCAGCAGCAGCUGAACCUGAACUCGUAUCUGGAUCUGCCACGGCUGACACAGUAUAUGGACUCGUCGCUGCCAAUGACCCUGGUGAACAAGGCACGCGGCAAGCGGCUGGUAAAGGUCAUGCCUGUGCAGCCGCUGGUCAUAAUGCCGGCACAAACCGCAACCGUUGCCCCACCAGCGCCAGCUGCUCCGGUCGAGCCGCCCGGCAAGCCCGAUAGCACCAAAUAUCGUAUGCGUGUUCGCAGAAAACGUCCGCCCAGCGCAAGACCCACAAGCAAAAGCCCGGCCGCCGAGAGCUGCCCGGCCAGCUCCCAAGUGGGGGCGCCUGGACAAAACAUGCGCGAUAGCAGCACCACCAUGUGGUGUCCCAGGGAUUGCUGCAAGCACUGCUGUGGCGUGGUUACGGAGAGCAGGACAAGAUUACCCAAGCCGGAGCCAGCACCGGCUGCCCCGGUAUCCAUUCCCAUACAGCUGUACACGAUGGGGCCCGUGGGCAUGUCUCCGCAGCCCAGCUCAAUAGAUACGAGCAGGUGUCCAAGAUGCGCUGAGUGCGUGCCUCCACCGUUGCCCAAGAAGCCGCUACCAAAGCUGCAGCCGAGCAAUCACGAUUCGGACUAUGACAUUCGAUACCUCGUGAAUGCUGAAGUGGACCGAAACAGGGCUGGCAAGCUUAGCUACGCAUAUAUAGAGGAGCAGGAGGAGGAGGAGGAACAGGAAGAAGAGGAGGAGCAGGAGCAGCAGCAGAAGCUGGCCCAACGCCUCCCUCGCAACCUGAAGCUGGAGCCAGAGACUGAGCUAGAGCCGGAGCCGGAGCCGGAGCAAAGUAGCUCGGAUCACUGGUAUAAAAACGCACGGCGUAGUUUGGCUCACUUGGAACAGCAGGAGAGCUACUUCUCCAUGGAGCUGGAGCAGGAGCGGGAGCGGGAACGGCGAGUGGCGGCUUCGGGGUGCACCUGCAACAAGUUGCAGCAAACGGAUUCCUGCAGCACCAUGGACAUCUCAACGGACAGCAGCAUGACACCCACACGUUUCAUAGCCACCACGGACAAGUCGGUGUCGACCAACGACAUGCAACAGGAGCUGCAGGCUGCAAAGAGUCCGUCCGUCAAGAUUGUGCGCAUCUACAAGACGUCCUCCAUGAAGUCCAGGCGCGGCAAGUCCUUGUCCAAAAAUAAAUCCAAGGUCAAGUUUGACAAGGCCCAAGCGAAGCUGCAUAAGGUGGAGUCCAAUGUGAAUCCGUUCCUGGUGCCGCCGCACCAGCAGCUGCCCAAGUAUCGCAUACUCAAGUCCAUGAGCGAGGCUUUACCCAAUGGCGGGCGGCCGUGCGAAAGGAAACGCCGCUAUACGGCGGAGCAGGAGGCCCGGUAUCGGCGACUUAUGGAGGAGGUCGAGAGCAUAGGCGAGAUGGAAAGAAAUGUCAGCAACGAAUUCAAAUGCAAUCCCAUGGCCAGUAGCUCACGCUUGCGCUGCCAUGGCGGCUCAGCUUCAUCCGUUUAUCCGACCGGCUGGACGCAGUGA
Messenger RNA from Drosophila montana, 2313 nucleotides. RefSeq lists its product as uncharacterized. The record is from RefSeq and is a predicted model, not a curated record. Lineage: Eukaryota; Metazoa; Arthropoda; Insecta; Diptera; Drosophilidae. The transcript is spliced from 2 exons. The coding region runs from base 1 to 2313 and encodes 770 amino acids.